AUGGCGACUACAACCUCGAGAACCGGCGUCACGUCUGGCGGGUCAUCUCAAAUCGGCAAUGAUCCCAAAAACCAUUGGCAGUACAAUCCAGCCACGGGGAUAGUCGACCUUGUGCGCAAAGACUCGACUUGUGCAAGUCCGCUCACCCUGAACACAGCAACGAACCCCAUUCGGGUCGACCCCGCAACGACCGCGCUGCUCAUUAUCGACAUGCAAAACUUUUUCCUCUCCCCAGCGCUGGGCAAACCGGAUCCCAGCCCUGGCUUGAAAGCCGCUGACAUGCUCCUGAAAACGGGGAUCCCUGCAGCGCGAGAGAAAGCCAUCCGCGUGGUAUGGGUGAACUGGGGUCUGACAGACGAAGAAGUUGAGUCAAUGCCACCAGGUAUGAUGAAGGCAUUUGGCAUUUAUGAGAGCGUUGGCGGUGUCAACAACAAGGACAACGGGCCAAAGAAGCAGCGAAGUCACAACGUUUACAAGGGUUUAGGCGCUGAUUUAGGGCCGAUCGAACUUGAAGACGGCACUAUCAUUGGGGCGGGCCGUGUUUUGAUGCGGGAUACGUGGAACGCCGCUCUUUACAGACCUCUAGAUGCCGAAUAUCGAAAAGGGCUAGAGCGAUCCACAGACCCGGACGUCUUGAUUCACAAGAACCGCAUGUCCGCGCUUUGGGGUUCUGGGACAGAUCUCGAGGUGUUUCUGAAGGAAGAAGGGAUUACGACACUUCUAUUCACGGGGGUCAAUACGGACCAGUGCGUCGGCGGGACGCUGACAGAUGCGUUCAGUAAAGGUUUCGACUGUGUCUUGUUGAAGGAUGCUGCUGCGACAAGCUCUCCGCCUUGCGCGACUGAGGCAUGGGAAUGGAACUGCGCAAAUACUUUUGGAUUCGUGAGCUGGUGUGGUGCGUUGUCAGGGGACGAAUACGCUAUUCUUGAUUAG
Messenger RNA from Penicillium canescens, 933 nucleotides. RefSeq names its product cysteine hydrolase family protein. Bases 1 to 933 code for a protein of 310 amino acids. Lineage: Eukaryota; Fungi; Ascomycota; Eurotiomycetes; Eurotiales; Aspergillaceae. The transcript has a single exon. The record is from RefSeq and is a predicted model, not a curated record.